This is a messenger RNA of Melopsittacus undulatus (budgerigar), 2216 nucleotides long. Its product is annotated as synaptic vesicle glycoprotein 2A. Gene Ontology annotation, cellular component: neuron projection; synaptic vesicle membrane. Gene Ontology annotation, molecular function: transmembrane transporter activity. Lineage: Eukaryota; Metazoa; Chordata; Aves; Psittaciformes; Psittaculidae. The transcript has 12 exons. Gene Ontology annotation, biological process: transmembrane transport; chemical synaptic transmission. The record is from RefSeq and is a predicted model, not a curated record. Bases 36 to 2216 code for a protein of 726 amino acids.
CAUCGCAUCCCGGUGUCCCGGCUCAUCCCAGCACCAUGGAUGAGAGUUUCCGGGACCGGACGGCGUUCAUCCGGGGCGCCAAGGACAUCGCCAAGGAGGUGAAGAAACACGCGGCCAAGAAGGUGAGCAGGGGCAUGGACCGCGUGCAGGAUGAGUACACCAAGCGCUCCUACACCCGCUUCGAGGAGGAGGAGGACGAUGAGGACUACGCGCCGCAGGACGGCUACUACCGGGGGGGUGAGGCUGCCAACGACGAGGAGGGAGCCUCCAGCGAUGCCACCGAAGGGCACGAUGAGGAGGACGAGAUCUACGAGGGCGAGUACCAGGGCAUCCCCCGGCGCCACUCGGGGCAGGGCGAGCGCCUGGGCAGCGAUGCGGGAGCCGCGGCGGCUGCGGACAGCGAGGGGCAGCGGCGGAAGGACCGGGAGGAGCUGGCGCAGCAGUACGAGCUCAUCCUGCAGGAGUGCGGCCACGGCCGCUUCCAGUGGACCCUCUACUUCGUGCUGGGUCUGGCGCUCAUGGCCGAUGGGGUGGAGGUGUUCGUGGUGGGCUUCGUGCUGCCCAGCGCCGAGAAGGAUAUGUGCCUGUCCGACUCCAACAAGGGCAUGCUGGGGCUCAUCGUGUACCUGGGCAUGAUGGUGGGCGCGUUCCUGUGGGGCGGCCUGGCAGACCGCCUGGGCCGGCGGCAGUGCCUCCUCAUCUCCCUCUCCGUCAACAGCGUCUUCGCCUUCUUCUCCUCCUUCGUCCAAGGCUACGGCACCUUCCUCUUCUGCCGCCUCCUCUCGGGCAUGGGCAUCGGGGGCUCCAUCCCCAUCGUCUUCUCCUACUUCUCGGAGUUCCUGGCGCAGGAGAAGCGUGGGGAGCACCUGAGCUGGCUCUGCAUGUUCUGGAUGAUCGGGGGCAUCUACGCCUCUGCCAUGGCUUGGGCCAUCAUCCCCCACUAUGGAUGGAGCUUCCAGAUGGGCUCAGCCUAUCAGUUCCACAGCUGGAGGGUCUUCGUCCUGGUCUGCGCCUUCCCCUCGGUGUUUGCCAUUGGGGCACUCACCACCAUGCCCGAGAGCCCCCGCUUCUUCUUGGAGAACGGCAAACACGAUGAGGCCUGGAUGGUGCUGAAGCAGGUCCAUGACACCAACAUGCGAGCCAAGGGCCACCCCGAGAGGGUCUUCUCGGUCACCCACAUCAAGACCAUCAAGAGGGAGGAUGAGCUCAUCGAGAUCCAGGCGGACACAGGGACGUGGCACCGGCGCUGGCUCGUGCGGGUGCUCAACCUCUCACAGCAGGUCUGGAACAACUUCCAGCAGUGCUUUGCGCCCGAGUUCCGCCGCAUCACCCUGAUGAUGAUGGGAGUGUGGUUCACCAUGUCCUUCAGUUACUAUGGGUUGACUGUGUGGUUCCCGGACAUGAUCAAGCACCUGCAGAACAUGGACUAUGCCUCCCGCACCAAGCUCUUCACACGGGAGAGGCUGCGACACUUCACCUUCAACUUCACCCUCGAGAACCAGAUCCACCGCGGCGGCGAGUACUUCAAUGACAAGUUCAUUGGCCUGAAGAUGAAGUCGGUGACAUUCGAGGACUCGCUCUUUGAGGAGUGCUACUUUGAGGAUGUCACCUCCAGCAACACCUUCUUCAAGAACUGCACCUUCAUCUCUACCAUGUUCUACAACACGGAUCUCUUUGAGUACAAGUUCAUCAACAGCCAGGUGGUGAACAGCACCUUCCUGCACAACAAGGAGGGCUGCCAGCUGGACUUCAGCGACGACAACAACGCCUACAUGAUCUACUUUGUCAGCUUCCUGGGCACCUUGGCCGUCCUGCCCGGGAACAUCGUCUCUGCCCUCCUCAUGGACAAGAUCGGCCGCCUCCGCAUGCUGGCCGGGUCCAGCGUCAUGUCCUGCGUGAGCUGCUUCUUCCUGUCCUUUGGGAACAGUGAAUCAGCCAUGAUCGCUCUGCUCUGCCUCUUCGGCGGCGUCAGCAUCGCCUCUUGGAAUGCCCUCGACGUGCUCACUGUGGAGCUCUACCCCUCCGACAAGAGGACGACGGCGUUUGGGUUCCUGAACGCUCUCUGCAAGCUGGCGGCCGUGCUGGGCAUCAGCAUCUUCACCUCCUUCGUGGGCAUCACCAAGGCCGUGCCCAUCCUCUUGGCCUCGGCUGCGCUCGCCCUCGGCAGCUCCUUGGCCCUCAAACUGCCCGAGACCCGGGGGCAAGUCCUGCAGUGA